AUGUCUUCUGAUUUUUCAACACCAUCACCAACAUUACCCCUUUUACCAUCAUCACCACCACCAUUAAAAUUUAAUUCAUUUUCUGAUCGGCGACCAGAAAAGCUUGAUUCUUUAUCAAUCCCCCGUACAAAAUCUUGGCAAGAACUCGUCUCUUCUGUUUUUUCCCCUACAAAAUCUUGGCAAGAAUUCGUCUCUUCUUAUGGUGGUGGUGGUGGUGGGUCUCAAAGACAAGAUUCACCAUUACAAUCAAUCUCAAAUUCACCUGUCUCACCAUUAACUCCUUCAUAUGUUGCACCAUCAUUAGGAUCUCCUUCUCCUGUUUCACCACCACCACCACCAAGAAAGCCUAGUCCUUUUUCAACCCCCACAAAAUCUAGGAAAGGGUUAAUCUCGUCUGCUUCAUCAACACAAUUAAGCAGUCCAACCACAGAAGGGGCAUCAGCAAAUAGUCCUAGCUGUGCUUUUUGUAUUGAAUGUGGUGGUGGGUCUAAAAGAAAAAGUUCCCCACUGUUAUUAUCACCAUCGUCAGGAGCAAAGGGGAAUGGAGGUGGUUCUAGUACUCCUCCCAGCGCAGCUGCUGUAAGUUAA
Molecule: messenger RNA, 588 nt
Organism: Papaver somniferum (opium poppy)
Lineage: Eukaryota; Viridiplantae; Streptophyta; Magnoliopsida; Ranunculales; Papaveraceae
Product: putative protein TPRXL
Exons: 1
Coding region: 1-588 (195 amino acids)
Source: RefSeq, a predicted model, not a curated record